AUGCUCGGCUUCGCCCUCGUGAACAUCGUCGACACCAUCGGCUCGCUGCUCAUGCUCUGGCGCUUCGAGGGCGGCGGCGACGCCGUGCCCCACGCCGUCCUCGAGGCGCGCGAGGAUCGGUCGCAGGUCGGCCUCGCGGCCAUGUUCGUCGUCCUGGGCCUCGUGAUCAUCUGCGACUCCGCCUACCACUACCUCCAGGACGACCGGCCCACGGAGAUCCGCAUCCUCAUCUCCACGGGGCUCUCGACGUGCGCGACGUCGUCCGCGAUCGGGCUCUACAAGCUCACGGUCGCGGAGCGCACGGACAGCGACGCGCUCUACAUGGACGGCGUCUGCAGCCUCAACGGCGCCCUGCUGUCCUUCUCCGCGGCGGCGGCGGCGAUCCUCUUCAAGUGCGUGCCCCGGUUCUGGUGGAGCGAUUUGGUCGUAUCCUGCGCGUGCGCGCUCUGGCUCAUCUUCUACGGCGCGGCCGUGCUCAGCCGCUUCAAGCGGCGCAGGUGGUGGAGCCCGGCCUUCUGGGCCGUCGAGGCCGACGACGGCGCGCGCGGCGGGACCGCGGUCGCGCCGGGCGAGUUCUACCCGGGCCCGAGCACGCCGGACUCCGUCGACCGCAAGACGCGGGGGCAGCACUGCCGCGAGGGCGCCUGGUCAUCGAGCGCAAGGAUGGGCUACAAGUUGAGAUCGAGGGCAAAAAAGAUGGGCUACAAGUUGCCACCGAUUCUGCUCUACCUGCUAGCCAUAGCGCCAGCAACGCGCGCGCUCCCGUCCUUCUUCAAGCGCGAAUCGAAGCCGCGGCUCGCCGUCGCCGUGGACGUGGGCACGGAGUCGCUGCGCGUCGCCGUCUUCGACGAGGACGGCGUCGUCGUCGGCUCGGCGACGGAGGCGCACGAGACGUUCUACCCGGCGCCGGGCCGGGCGGAGCAGGUGCCCGACGCGUGGUGGCACAACCUCGGCGUCGCGUGCAAGCGGGCCGUCGGCGACCGCGCGGCGGACGUCGCGUCGCUGUGCCUCGCGACGACGUCGUGCACCGUCGUCGCGUGCGACGCGGCCGGCGCGCCGCUGCGCGACUGCCUGCUCUGGAUGGACGCGCGGUCCGCGACCGAGGCCGAGGACAUCCUCGAGAUGGGCGCGGGGGACCCCGCGUUACGGGUCAACUCCGGCGGCGCGGGCCCCAUAAGCGCGGAGUGGAUGCUGCCCAAGGCGCUCUGGCUCAAGCGCCACGAGCCCGAGACCUGGGACAACGCGGCCGUCGUCUGCGAGUGCCAGGACUGGCUCAACUUCAAGCUCACGGGCGGCUGGGCCGCGGGCGGGUCGAACGUCGCGACGCGGUGGCACUGCGACGGCGCUGUGGCCGUCGCGGAGCCGCCGCGAGCCGCGGGGCCCUUCCGGCCCUUCGGCGGGCGGCCGUCGGCGCUCUUAGCGAAAAUCGGCCUCGCGGAUCUGGAGGACAAGUGGCCCAUGCGCUGCGUCGCGACGGGCGCCGCCGUCGGCACGUUGACCAAGGCCGCGGCCGCGCACCUCGGCCUGCCGCGGUCCGUCGUCGUCGCCCAGGGCGGCGCCGACGCCUUCGUGGGCAUCGUCGGCGCCGGCUGCGCGACGGCCAGGGGCGGCGUCGUCGUCGUGACGGGGUCGUCGCACCUGCACCUCGCGUGCGGGCCCCUGCGCGACGCCGAGGCCACGCGGGGCGCGCCGAGCUGCUGGGGCGGCUACCGGGGCGCGCCCCUGCCGUCGCUGACGCUCGCCGAGGGCGGCCAGUCGUCGACGGGCAGCGCGCUGCGCCUCGCGAGCCGCCUUUUAGGGGACGACGACCUCAAAGCGCUCGACGAGCUCGCGGACGGCGUGCCCGUCGGCUGCGAGGGUUUAUCAGCUUUGGAGACGCUCCAGGGCGCGCGGACGCCCGUCUGCGACCCCCACGCGCGCGGCGCGCUGGUGGGCCUGAGCCUGGCGCACGGCAAGGCGCACGUCUGGCGCGCGGCGCUGGAAGCGGUAUGCCUCGGCACGCGGAACUCCCUCGAGGGCCUGAGCAGGGCCUUGAAGGACGACGGCGACGACGACGACGCGCCGCUCCACGUCUGCGGCGGCGCGACGAAGUCCGAGAUCUUCCUCCAGAUGCACGCGGACGCGUGCGGCCGCGCGGUCGUCGUCGGCGAGAACCCGGACGCGCCGCUCCUCGGCGCGGCGGUCCUCGCCUUCGCGGCCCUGGACCGCGCGGCGCGGCCGAAGCUCGACGUCGAGCGGGCCGUCGAGUCGCGGGUGAAGCGCAUGGUCCGCCCGAAGACGCGCCUCGAGCCGCGGCCGUACCAGUCCGCGGCCUUCGACCGGCUGGACCGGCGCGUGCGGUCGCGCCUCGCCCCCGCCGUCGCGCCGAUCUCGCGCGCCUGCGCGGACCUCGCGGCCGCCGAGGUCCCCGCCGACGAUCGGCCGCGGCCGCCGCGGAAGGACCUGCCCGGCGGUCUGAGACCCGUCGUCGCGCCGUCGCUGCUCGCCGCGGACCCGGCGAAUUUGGCCGACGCGGCGCGCGCGGCGCUGAGCGCCGGCGCGACGUGGCUCCACGUCGACGUCUUCGACGGCUCCAAGGCCUGCGGCGGCGCGCUCUCGAACAUGGGGCCGGGCACCGUGUCCGCGCUGCGCGCGGCGCUGGGGCCGGACGCGUUCCUCGACGUCCACGCGGGCGUGCGGCAUUUGGACGUCGAGGCCUACCGGGACGCGUCGCAGCUCACGUUCCAGUUCGAGGCCGUCGACGAGCCCGUGGCCGCGUGCAAGCAGAUCCGCGCGCUCGGGCUCCGCGCGGGCGUCUGCGUCGCACCGGCCACGCCCGCGGACGCGCUCGACCCGCUCCUCGACGCGGGCCUCGUGGACCUCGUGGACGUGCUCUUCGUCGAGCCGGGCCGCGGCGGCCAGGACUUCAACGAGGACUGCCUCGAGAAGCUACGGCACGUCCGCGCGCGCGCGCCGGGCGUGGACCUCAUGGCCGACGGCGGCAUCCACGAGACGACGGCCUACCUCGCCGCCGCCGCGGGGGCCAACGUCCUCGUCGCGGGCACGUUCUGCUUCCGCGACCGCGGCCGCCACCUCGAGGCGGCCGUCGACGCGCUCCACGCGGCCCUCGCGGAGGGCGCGGGCCACGCGCACGUCGACCAGCAGCGGAACAUCAUGUAA
This is a messenger RNA of Aureococcus anophagefferens, 3159 nucleotides long. RefSeq lists its product as hypothetical. Lineage: Eukaryota; Pelagophyceae; Pelagomonadales; Pelagomonadaceae. The transcript is spliced from 2 exons. Gene Ontology annotation, biological process: carbohydrate metabolic process. The coding region runs from base 1 to 3159 and encodes 1052 amino acids. The record is from RefSeq and is a predicted model, not a curated record. Gene Ontology annotation, molecular function: kinase activity; racemase and epimerase activity, acting on carbohydrates and derivatives; phosphotransferase activity, alcohol group as acceptor.